GACACCUGGCGGGAAAGUCGCGCGAAAACUAGCUGGUUGUGCUGACAAGCUACUCCUCGUAUCUCUGGGUGAUAUUAUUAUGGUAGAUGUGCUGCUGUACGGAGAUCUGGUGGACCCUUUCUUCCCCGUGGCCCCCGAGGAAGACGACGAAUGUUUGCCCGAAGACCGAGCAACUCGAGGGUCUCCCCCUCGGACUGAAGACCACAGAGAACUGGAUGAAACGAGAAAAAAGGUGGCAGAGCUGAGUGAGCAGAACGGU
This is a messenger RNA of Geodia barretti, 259 nucleotides long. NCBI's taxonomy places the organism in Eukaryota, Metazoa, Porifera, Demospongiae, Tetractinellida, Geodiidae. The record is from the annotation of a GenBank genome assembly.